This is a messenger RNA of Aspergillus bombycis, 924 nucleotides long. RefSeq lists its product as uncharacterized. Lineage: Eukaryota; Fungi; Ascomycota; Eurotiomycetes; Eurotiales; Aspergillaceae. Gene Ontology annotation, cellular component: nucleus. The record is from RefSeq and is a predicted model, not a curated record. The coding region runs from base 1 to 924 and encodes 307 amino acids. Gene Ontology annotation, biological process: mitotic DNA replication termination; site-specific DNA replication termination at RTS1 barrier. The transcript has 2 exons.
AUGGGUAAUGACGGUGGAAGUAUCCCCACCCGCCGCGAGCUCGUCCGCGAAGCCGCGCGCGCCCCCAGCACAGCUCAAGUCAAGGAAGCCCAGCGAGAACUCCAAGAGCACUACUGGACGACAUGUCCGCUGUCACACAAGCCAUUAAUGCGUCCGAUAGUGGCUGACUGCGUCGGGAACAUGUAUAACAAAGACGCGAUUCUCAAAUUCCUCCUUCCCGGCGAAGAGACCGAAGGAAUCAGUUCAAAGGCCGAUUGCGAAGAGGUCCUCUGCGGACGGGUGAAGGGACUCCGGGACGUAGUCGAGCUGAAAUUCGAGAUUGACACCGAACAAAGCCAACCGCCCUCGACUAAGCUCGACAAGCAAGAGGGUUGGAUCUGCCCGGUCACUGCUAAGCAGCUCGGGCCAAAUGUCAAGGCCGUCUAUCUUGUGCCCUGCGGGCAUGUGUUCUCUGAGGAGGCGGUGCGCCAGCUGAAGGGCGAUAAGUGUCUGCAGUGCAAUGAGUCGUACACAGAGGAGAGUGUCAUUCCUAUUUUACCGACGAAAAGUGAGGAUAAGCAGCAGCUGGUGGCGCGGGCGCAGAAAUUGGCUGAGCAAGGGUUGACACAUUCGCUGAAGAAGGCACCUGGGUCGAAGAAGCGCAAGAAGCAGGCUAAUGGGGAUUCUGCUGAGACGGAAGGUGCGAGUCGCAGCAAUACGUCUACUCCAAAGCCUCGUGCGUCGGAUGGCAUUAAGCAUGCGGCGACGGCGAUGCUAACUGCCCGGGUCCUGGAGGAGGAGAAUGAAAAGAAGAAGCGGCGGAAGAUGAUGGGUCUGAAUGAGAAUCUGGAUAGUCUGUUUACGAAGGACUCCAAAGACGGCAAAAUGAAUAACACCGAUUUUAUGACCAGGGGCUUUACUCUUCCUGCCGGCUCGAGGAAGUGA